AAAUUGUAAGGGAGAGGCUUUGAGAUAAAACCCCAGGAAGAACUUCCCGAGUCUGUGCAUGUUGGGGCAGAAAGAGCGGCAGAGCCAGCUCCUUCCCUGUCUCCUGUUGGAAUCAUCCGUGCGCCCCACCCCCGCUCCCUCCCUCCUUCCCUCCGACAGCGCCCCCAGUCUCCAAACGGCCCGCACCCCGCCCCUGGCGGCCGCCUCUCGCGGCUCCCGGGGUCCCCAGCUCCCUGUCCCCGGAGCCAGAGCCCCGCUCCCGCUCUCGCUCCCGCGCGGCUCCCAGCCCCGCCGCGCCGCCCCCCGCAUGCUAAUGGCCGGGCCGCCUCCCGCCGCACACAAUGCGGGCCAGGGCCGGGGGCGGGGGACCGGGGAGGGGGCGGGGGCCGGGCCGGGGGCGGGGGGGCCGGGGCCCGGCGCAUCUCCCCCGGCCCCACGUAACGCUGACGCCCGCGCCGCCGGCCCGCCGCCCGCCGCCGCCGCCGCCGCCGCCGCCGCCGCCGCCGCCCGCUCCGCCGCCGCCCGCCCGGGGCUCGGCUCACGUCCCCGCGCCCCGGGCGGCCACCUAGCGCCGUCGCCACCGGCCUUCGACGGCGAACUGGAUCUGCAGCGCUACUCCAACGGGCCAGGCGUAAGCGCCGGGUCUCCGGGGAUGGGAGCAGUGGGCUGGUCUGAGAGUCGCACAGGCGAACGGCGCUUCCCCUGCCCUGUAUGCGGGAAGCGCUUCCGCUUCAACUCUAUCCUGGCUUUGCACCUACGGGCGCACCCAGGCGCCCAGGCCUUCCAGUGCCCGCACUGCGGCCACCGUGCUGCGCAGCGGGCCCUGCUGCGCUCGCACCUGCGCACGCACCAGCCUGAGCGCCCGCGAAGCCCCGCCGCGCGCCUGUUGCUGGAGUUGGAGGAGCGCGCGCUACUGCGGGAAGCGCGGCUGGGGAGACCCCGGAGCUCAGGGGGCCUGCAGGCCACCCCUGCCACUGAGGGCCUGGCGCGGUCCCAGGCUCCUUCAUCGUCCGCCUUCCGUUGCCCCUUCUGCAAAGGCAAGUUUCGCACCGCGGCAGAGCGCGAACGCCACCUGCACAUUCUGCACAGGCCCUGGAAGUGCGGCCUGUGCAGUUUCGGCUCCAGCCAGGAGGAGGAGCUGCUGCACCACAGCCUGACGGCCCACGGAGCUCCUGAGCGCCCCCUGGCGGCAACCUCGGCUGCACCCCAGCCUCAGCCUCCACCCCAGCCUGAACCCAGAUCCGUCCCUGAGCCCGAGCCGGAGCCUGAACGUGAGGCAACCCCCGUCUCCGCGCCUGCUGCUCCCGAGGAGCCCCCCGCGCCUCCGGAGUUCCGCUGUCAAGUGUGUGGCCAGAGCUUUACGCAGUCCUGGUUUCUCAAGGGCCACAUGCGCAAGCAUAAGGCCUCCUUCGAUCAUGCAUGUCCUGUUUGUGGCCGCUGCUUCAAGGAGCCCUGGUUCCUUAAGAACCACAUGAAGGUGCACGCCAGCAAGCUGGGCCCACUGCGUGCCCCGGGGCCUGGUUCUGGGCCUGCCCGGGCCCCCCAGCCUCCUGAUCUGGGCCUGCUGGCCUAUGAGCCUCUGGGCCCCGCGCUCCUCUUGGCCCCGGCGCCCACCCCGGCUGAGCGCCGUGAGCCUCCGAGCCUCCUGGGAUACCUGAGUCUGCGAGCCGGCGAGGCCCGGCCCAAUGGUGAGGGCGCUGAGCCUGGGGCUGGCCGCAGCUUUGGAGGCUUCCGCCCACUGCCCUCUGCUCUCCCAGGCCGGGCUCGCCGGCACCGCGCGGAGGAGCCAGACGAGGAAGAGGAGGUGGUGGAGGCAGAGGAAGAGACCUGGGCCCGGAGCAGGGCAGUGGGCCCUCUGGCUUCACUGCCCCCACGCCCAGGCGAGGGCCCAGGGAACUCUGCGACUGCUGCGGGGGCCCCGGCGAGGUCCAGCGCCACGCAGGAAGAGAAUGGGCUCUUAGUUGGAGGGGCCCGGCCUGAAGGGGGCCGGGGGGCCAGCGGCAAGGACUGCCCCUUUUGUGGAAAAUCAUUCCGCUCAGCGCAUCACCUCAAAGUGCACCUGCGAGUGCACACAGGAGAGCGCCCCUACAAGUGUCCGCACUGCGACUACGCGGGCACCCAGUCCGGGUCGCUCAAGUAUCACCUGCAGCGCCACCACCGGGAGCAGAAGAGCGGGGCAGGCCCCGGGCCUCCUCCAGAGCCGCCACCCCCUUCCCAGCGGGGUGCAACCCAGUCGUCGGGAGCCAAACCGGCUGCGCAGCCUGCGACCUGGGUGGAGGGCACAGCGAGCUCCCGGCCUCCCUCGAGCGGCGCCGCGUCGGGGUCCCGUCGGAAGCCCGCCAGCCCCGGGAGGACCCUGCGCAACGGGCGAGGCGGUGAGGCCGAACCCCUCGACCUGUCCCUGCGGGCAGGGCCGGGAGGCGAGGCUGGGCCGGGGGGUGCCCUCCACCGAUGCCUCUUCUGUCCCUUCGCCACUGGAGCCCCCGAGCUCAUGGCCUUGCACCUGCAAGUGCACCACAGCCGCAGGGCUCGGGGCCGAAGGCCGCCCCAGGCCGAUGCAUCCCCGCCCUAUGCCCGAGCACCGUCCGGAGAGACCCCUCCCAGUCCUCCGCAGGAAGGGGAGGAGGGCCCCGGGCUGUUGCGUUCAGGAGAGCCUGGGCUGGGGGGACAAGAAAGGUAGGGAGCCCUCUUACGGGCUAUUAGCUUAGUGAGUUUACCCCGCAGGAGCGGGGCUGCGCUAGAGGUAGUUGGGUAGAGCAGCCAGCAGGGGGCAGCGUGGGACCCAUAUCCCAGCCCCGGGCGGACCAGAGGUGGAGGGGGCAGAGGGCGUUAGGAGGGUGGGUGGGCGAUACCCACCCAGCCCAAGAGAGUCACAGUGCCUUAGAAGUGGCAGGGGUGAGGAUCAAAGAACGGGGUCCCAGGGCUGGCAGGAGUGUUCCUGGUGAGGGGCAGCUUUGCCAGUCUUUGCUGGUCCAUAGGCGUGAGAGUUUAUUUUUGUACAAUGGGUGGGGGUGGGGGCACUGUACCCUUCUAGCCCCUCCAGGGGCCCUGUAGACGUUGCUAUUUUUGGUACGAUUUCUGUCAUCCCUGUCGCAGAGUUGUGUCCCCAAUAAACAGGUGUCUUGAGGCACAGGGCACUGUG
This is a messenger RNA of Globicephala melas (long-finned pilot whale), 3142 nucleotides long. RefSeq names its product zinc finger protein 219 (gene ZNF219). Gene Ontology annotation, biological process: regulation of DNA-templated transcription. NCBI's taxonomy places the organism in Eukaryota, Metazoa, Chordata, Mammalia, Artiodactyla, Delphinidae. Gene Ontology annotation, molecular function: RNA polymerase II cis-regulatory region sequence-specific DNA binding; DNA-binding transcription factor activity, RNA polymerase II-specific. Gene Ontology annotation, cellular component: nucleus. The record is from RefSeq and is a predicted model, not a curated record.